Phyllotreta striolata is the source of this 1551-nucleotide messenger RNA. NCBI's taxonomy places the organism in Eukaryota, Metazoa, Arthropoda, Insecta, Coleoptera, Chrysomelidae. The record is from the annotation of a GenBank genome assembly.
AUGUUUCGAACGAUAAUUUUCCGACAUGACGUAGCCAAAGAAAUUUUUAGGAAAUCCCUCCGGUUGAAAACUUGCAGAAAUGUUUCGGUGGAAUGCGUGAGAAAAAGGCAAUAUCACCGUAUUUUGCUCGGAUCCCAGCAGAACCAAAUUUCGCCGAAUUUACCAGUACAACCCGAACACAAUUUCGUACGAUGCUAUUCGAACGGUUUUCCCAAACACACGAAGGUGGCCCUGCCCGCCCUCUCGCCCACAAUGGAAUUGGGCACGAUCAUCAGUUGGGACAAAAAAGAAGGCGACAAAUUGAACGAGGGCGAUCUUUUGGCCGAAAUCGAAACCGACAAGGCCACCAUGGGUUUCGAAACGCCCGAAGAAGGUUAUUUGGCCAAAAUCCUCGUGCAAGCCGGCACCAAAGACGUACCCAUCGGUAAAAUCGUGUGCAUCAUCGUCGAAAACCAAGCGGACAUCGCGGCGUUCAAAGACUACAAAGACGACAGUCCGGCGCCCGCUCCGGCGGCCGCCGCGGCGCCCCCGCCCGCCCCGACGCCCGCCCCGGCCGCACCCGCUCCCGCAGUCGCCCCCGCCGCCCCCGCUCCGGCUCCUCCGAGCGCUCCGAGCGCUCCGAGCGCUCCAGCCAUACCCGAACCGGACUCGAAAGGUAGGGUGUACGUCAGCCCGAUGGCCAAGCGACUGGCCGAACAGAGGAACAUCCGAUUACAAGGCAAAGGUUCCGGUUUAUUCGGUGCGAUAACAUCGUCGGAUUUGGCAGCGCUAGAAGCUGGUUCAGGUCUCUCUCCUGCCGCAGGUCGCAAAGCAGCAGCAGCAACACCGGGAGCGGCAGCCCCUUCGGCUUCGGCUUCCUUCGUGGAUAUUCCGGUGAGCGGCAUGAGAGCCACCAUAGCGAAGAGAUUGUUGCAAUCGAAGCAAUCGAUACCGCACUAUUAUCUAUCGGUGGAGAUCAACAUCGAUAAAUUGAUGCAGGCCAGGGAAUCGUUCAACAAGAAAUUGGAGAAGGAAGGCGUGAAAUUGAGCGUGAACGAUUUCAUCAUCAAAGCCGUCGCGCAGGCUUCGGUACAAGUACCGGAGGCGAAUUCGUCGUGGAACGACACCACCAUCAGGCAAUACAACAACGUCGACGUGAGCGUGGCCGUAUCGACCGAUAAAGGUCUGAUAACGCCGAUAAUAUUCCAAACGGAGCGAAAAGGUCUGUCGGAGAUCAGCAAAUCGAUGAAGCAAUUGGCGGCGAAGGCGCGCGAGGGGAAAUUGCAACCGCAAGAGUUCCAAGGGGGCACCAUAAGCGUGUCGAAUUUGGGCAUGAUGGGCAUCGAUAGUUUCAGCGCCGUCAUCAAUCCGCCGCAGAGUUGUAUUUUGGCCAUCGGGAGCGCCACCAAGCGGUUGAUCGAAGAUCCGGAGGCGCCCAAAGGAUUUAGGACGGCACAAUUUCUACAAGUAACAUUGAGUUGCGAUCAUCGGACGGUAGAUGGAGCUGUUGGAGCGAAAUGGUUGCAGCACUUUAAACGUUACCUGGAAGAUCCAUUGACAAUGAUUAUGUAA